CCGCGGCAGAUGCGGUCAGCGCGCGGCUUCGCGAGCUUCAUGGGAGUCCAACGCAGUGCGCUUUCGAGCUCGCAAAAGUUCAUUCCGCGGUCUCUGUUAAAGUUUUUAUCUCUGUCCGUUGUGAAGACACUUCAUCCCAGGUUGUCAUACCGACAUGCAGGAGUCCAAGACUGAUCAAACAACCAAUAGCAUUCCAGCUGGGCAGGAAGGUCAGAGCUCAGAGAGCGAGAAGAGAAUAACCAGGGAAACGUCUUCAUCACCAUCAUCCCAGAGCCUGCAAACACAACAACUUCAGGCGCUACAAGUUGCUCAACACCACCACCAACAACAACAGCAGAAGCAGAACUGUGAGAAGUCCCCAAAGAGCACAGAAAAAGAGACAGACGCACAGGUACAGGUACCUGUGUCAUUGGGGAUGAUAACUCCUCAGGCCAUCACCCCUCAGCAGAUGCAGCAGAUCCUCCAGCAGCAGAUCCUGAGCCCUCAACAGCUCCAAUUGUUACUGCAGCAACAACAGGCCCUCAUGUUACAGCAGCAACAGCUUCAGGAGUUCUAUAAGAAACAGCAAGAUGAGCUUCACCUCCAGCUCCUGCAGCAACAGCAUGCUGGAAAACCCAGUAAAGAGCAGCAGAUGAUGGCACAGCAGAUGGCUAUACAGCAACAGUUACUCUCCGUUCAACAGCAGCACCUGUUAAACCUGCAGAGACAAGGCCUGCUGUCAGUCCCGCCAGCACUCGCCAGUGCCCUGCCUCAGGGCCUGAUCCCUGCUGAGCUUCAGCAGUUGUGGAAAGAGACGGCAGAUGCACGACAGGAGGAGAAGAGCAGAGGAGAUAAAUCUCCCUCUCCACCCAAAGCCCAGAUCCACAACCACCACUCCAGCACCAACGGACACCACGUUCCCCGACCUAUCCGCAGGGACAGUUCUCAGGAGAGUCAUUCCCAGAGUGCCCAUCCUCUGUACAGCCACGGUGUGUGUAAGUGGCCUGGCUGUGAUGCUGUAUUCGGAGACUUUCAAUCAUUCCUCAAGCAUCUGAAUAGUGAACAUGCACUGGAUGAUAAGAGUACAGCACAGUGCCGAGUUCAGAUGCAGGUGGUUCAACAGCUGGAGCUACAGCUCGCCAAAGACAAGGAACGCCUUCAAGCCAUGAUGGCCCACCUCCACGUCAAAUCUACUGAACCCAAACCAGCUCCUCAACCAGUGAAUCUAGUUUCAAACCUCACUCUUGCCAAGGGAACCGUUCCCAAAACAACUCCCUCUAUGAGCCUUUCCCAAAGUGCCACAGCCCCAUCCACACCCCUUACAUCACUGCCCCAGAGCCCAUCGGUCAUCAUCCCCACCAGCCUCCACAGCAUGGGACCCAUCCGGAAACGCUAUGCUGAUAAAUAUAACAUGGCCAUGGACCAAGACAUAGUGCAGAAUAAAGAGUUUUACCUGAGUGCUGAAGUCAGGCCUCCAUUCACUUAUGCAGCUUUGAUCAGACAGGCCAUUUUGGAGGCUCCAGAAAAGCAGCUCACACUAAACGAAAUCUACAACUGGUUCACGCGAACAUUCGCCUAUUUCAGGCGCAACGCAGCAACGUGGAAGAAUGCAGUUCGUCAUAACCUCAGUCUUCACAAGUGUUUCGUGCGAGUGGAGAACGUGAAGGGGGCCGUUUGGACCGUGGACGAGUUGGAGUUUCAGAAAAGGCGACCUCAGAAGAUCACUGGAUCCCCUCUGGUGAAGAACAUCCAAUCCAGUUUGGGUCACAGUCCUGCCUUAUCUGCCCUACAGGCAGCGAUGGCGGACAGCAGUCUGCCCCUCUAUGGCUCUGCGUCUAUGGGAGGAUCCGGUCUGAAGGCCCUGGCCAACAUGCAUGAGGAUAUGAGUUCACACGAGCAUGAUGAGGGCUCUCACAGUGACUCCAGUUCAGAGCUUUCUCCUCUUCCGACACUGCACCAGUCUCAAAUUAAAGAGGAGCACAUGGAGUCCGAGGACUAUAAUGGUUCAAUGUCUCCAGAGACGGAAGACCAGCAAAGUCCAGACACCAAUCACGAUGCAGAAUACCCAGAAGAUCACGACCCAGCCUGUAAGCCAGCUUUCUCCUGAGACCACCGCCGCUGAGGUCCUCGUAGAUCCACAGCCCCUCGUUUGACAUCUGUCCAGCAUACCAACAGACUCUGAACCCACACACACACACACACACAAAUGAAUGCCGCAAACCAUUCCUGUUGGGAACAACUCUUUAUUUAUUAUUUCAUUGUUUCUGUUGUAUGCAAUGGAUCGACUUCACCGGUACUAAAGGGCUCGCCUGUGUUUAUACAUGAGAAAAGUUUGCAAAGGAUGAAGGGAGGGGGGGGCUGUAGGCUACACAUCUCUUGUUUGUAUAUUAAACACUACAGCGCCUGAUUUGAAUCAUCAACUGAGGUAAUUUCAUGCCUACAGAUUUUCAAGCCGUCUGCGGUUAGAUUUGUUUAGCUUUACCGCGAAUUGUCAGACUUCGUGAACGCCAAAUGAAACGCUUCAUUGCAAAUGCAAGGUUGAUCUCGUAGGUUAAGUUGCCAUGUUGGUAACGUGCGUCUUUAAAUUUGGGGCUGCUCAUUGGUAGAAACUGAAUUUAUGAAUGUCUAUCUUUUUUACCUCUGUUUUUCCAGAAAAAACACAAAACCAAAGGGGAACAUUUUAUAACCAGCACUUGAUGAUGAAUGUUUUUUUGAGUUUUUGCUAUAGUUUUGAUUGUUGUACUUUCACUAUUGUGUACAGAAGGUUACUGUAUUUCCAUUAUCCAGAACAUUGACACAGAAAUGAAAUCAAACCUCAUUUUUAACAGUCCUGAUCAUUUAGCUAAACCAAACUUUUCUUUAUUUGCAUUCGAGUAGUUUUUGUCUAGUUUGGUUGCUGUUUUUUUCUGUUGUGUAAAAUUAGCAACAGUUACCAAAGAUUGUUUUUUUUGUACCCUGUUUACAUUGUCCCUUUUGAUCUGGCCAAGACUGAGAAGUCUAUCUAGUGUACUAGAUAAUGUCCUGUAAUUGUAAUCUGACACAUUGCCUGAUAAGGUAAUAAUGCAUAAUCAUUGACUGAAUAAUUUAUGUUGCACACAUCAAAAAGAAAUGGAUGAUAUCUAUUUCAAAUCAACUAUGUCAGUUUGUUCAACACACUUCUGCAUAAAUGGCCUUGUGAUUAAUAAAAUCUUAGUAUAAUAAUGUGAAAACUUGUAUGCUGAAUGUGAUUUCUCUUUGUUUUAUGAUGUUGUGAUGUAUAAAUCUCCACUAAUGUUUGAUUUUAAACACACAGAGCAUUCAAACAUAAGAUUUUAUAAAACACAAAUGAUCUUGUUUUUGUUGAAUUUGUUGUUUUCGUCAAACAUAAUGCAGAUGUACAAAAAACUGAAAUCACAAAUUCAGUAUAUGGUACCAUGACUUUACAUUUUAUUAUAUUUUUCAUUUGUGCAUACACUGAAAAAAUAGCAUAUGGUAAUAAAAAAAUCCUUUUAUCA
This is a messenger RNA of Misgurnus anguillicaudatus (oriental weatherfish), 3473 nucleotides long. RefSeq names its product forkhead box P1a (gene foxp1a). NCBI's taxonomy places the organism in Eukaryota, Metazoa, Chordata, Actinopteri, Cypriniformes, Cobitidae. The record is from RefSeq and is a predicted model, not a curated record. Gene Ontology annotation, biological process: regulation of transcription by RNA polymerase II. Gene Ontology annotation, molecular function: RNA polymerase II cis-regulatory region sequence-specific DNA binding; DNA-binding transcription repressor activity, RNA polymerase II-specific. Gene Ontology annotation, cellular component: nucleus.